This is a messenger RNA of Lynx canadensis (Canada lynx), 1578 nucleotides long. It is a transcript of the gene ENPP7, whose product is annotated as ectonucleotide pyrophosphatase/phosphodiesterase 7. The record is from RefSeq and is a predicted model, not a curated record. NCBI's taxonomy places the organism in Eukaryota, Metazoa, Chordata, Mammalia, Carnivora, Felidae. Bases 1 to 1578 code for a protein of 525 amino acids. The transcript is spliced from 6 exons.
AUGGGACGCUCGGCUGUCCUCCUCGCCGUGGCCCUGGCCACCCUCCUGGCUCCGGGGACAGGGGCUCCCGUCGGCAGGAAGGUCUCCCGGAAUAAGCUGCUGCUGGUGUCCUUUGACGGCUUCCGCUGGGACUAUGACCAGGACGUACCCACCCCCAACCUGGACGCCAUGGCACUCGACGGGGUGAAAGCACGCUACAUGACCCCGGCCUUCGUCACCAUGACCAGCCCCUGCCACUUCACCCUGGUCACUGGCAAAUACAUCGAGAACCACGGCGUGGUUCACAACAUGUACUACAACACCACCAGCAAGGUGAAGCUGCCCUACCACGCCACGCUGGGCGUCCAGAUGUGGUGGGACAAUGGCAGCUUACCCAUCUGGAUCACGGCCCAGAGGCAGGGCCUAAAGACCGGCUCCUUCUUCUACCCUGGCGGGAACGUCACCUACCAAAACGUGGCCGUGACGCUGAGCCGCAAGGAAGGCGCUCUGCACAACUACGGGAACGAGGCGGAGUGGAAAGCCAACAUCGACACGGUGAUGGCCUGGUUCACGGGGGAGGGCCUGGACCUGGUCACGCUCUACUUCGGGGAGCCCGACUCCACGGGCCACAAGUACGGCCCCGAGUCCCAGCAGAGGAAGGACAUGGUGAUGCAGGUGGACAGGACCGUGGGCUACCUCCGGGACAGCAUCAGGAGCAGCGGCCUGGAGGACAGCCUCAACCUGAUCGUCACCUCCGACCACGGCAUGACCACCGUCCACAAGCAGGCCCCGGACCUGGUGGAGUUCCACAAGUUCCCCAACUUCACCUUCAAGGACAUCGAGUUUGAGCUCCUGGACUACGGGCCGAAUGGGAUGCUGCUGCCCAAGGAGGGCAAGCUGGAGACGGUGUACGAGGCCCUCAAGGACGCCCACCCCAAACUGCACGUCUUCAAGAAGGAGUCCUUCCCCUCGUCCCUCCACUACGCCAACAACGCCAGGAUCACCCCCUUGCUCAUGUUCAGCGACCCUGGCUACGUCAUCCACGGGAGACUGAGCGUGCAAUUCAACAAGGGGGAACACGGCUUCCACAACAAUGUCACAGACAUGAAGACCAUCUUCCGGGCCGUGGGCCCCAGCUUCAAGCGGGGCCUGGAGGUGGAGCCCUUCGAGAGCGUCCACGUGUACGAGCUCAUGUGCAAGCUGCUGGGCAUCGUGCCCGAGGCCAACGACGGGUCCCUCAGCGUCCUGCUGCCCACGCUGCAGGAAACCAGCCACGGGCCCCUCAGCACCGUGUCGCCCACGCUGCAGAAAACCAGCCACGGGCCCCUCAGCACCGUGUCGCCCACGUCCCCCUCAGGGAUGGCCGUCAGUCGUGCGGGGCCGCCUUCUCCUUCCCCGCCCCAGACUCUGGAAACGUCUCGAGUACCCGACACCAUGCAGCGCACUUUGCGCAUCUUGGGAGCAGCACAGAAGGGGAGCAGCCUUGUUGGGGGCGGGGAGACUGAGGGCCAGGGAAGGUUUGCCCUCGUGCCACGUGGCUGGUGCCCCUUGGUGGUGGGACUCUCAGUGGCUACGAUUCUUCUGGCCGAGGUCGCAUAA